CUGCGCCGCGACCUACGACAAGCACAUUAACGUCAGCUUCCACAGUCUCGGACGUCCACAAUAGUUGUCCUGUCUAUUUCCGCGGUGCAUCACAAACAGCGGCGCCGAACGGCCCAAGACGCUAGCGGGACUCCAGCCCGGCUUCCGCCUUCGCGGGUCACGUGAGCGGCGCGGAGCUGCUGCGCACGCGCGCACCCAGCCUGUCGCCGCGCGGCUGGAGCGGCAGGCAGGGUCUUGGCCGGCCCGCCCGCUGGAUCGGGACCCCAGGGCCGCCCGGGACGGACUCAGAGGCGCACGCCCGAGCUGCUCCGGGUCCAGGCUCGGUGGCCGAGGCCGAGCACGGUGGAGGCGGAGCACGGUGGAGGCGGAGCCGCUGCUGACCGGGGGUGGGCGGAGCUCGGCGGCGCGGGCCGCCCAUUGGCUGCCGGGCUUCCGUGCGCUUUUCCGGGGGCCCCUCCAGGUGCGAAGCCGCCCGCCGCCCACCCCACCCCUCGCCGGCCCCGCGACCUCCCGGCGCCUUUGCCCAGGGAGGCGUUAACCUCGCAGGGGCCAGCCGCGGUGUCCAGAAGUUUGGGAUCGAUCCACGAUUGUAUUCUGUCGCUCGGUGCACGUAGCUUUAUUUUCCAUGACAGAUCUUGACGACAAUACAUGCAAAAAAUAUAUAAAGAUGAUUACUAAUAUCGUAAUAUUGAGCCUGAUCAUUUCCAUUUCCCUAGCAUUCUGGAUUAUGUCAAUGACAGCUAGCACCUAUUAUGGUAACCUGAGGCCUGUUUCUCCUUGGCGCUGGCUGUUCUCCAUUGUUGUUCCUGUUCUGAUUGCCUGUCAUGGCUUCAAAAAGAAAAGUCUAGACCACAGUGGGGCUUUAGGAGGGCUGGUGGUUGGAUUUAUCUUAACCAUUGCAAAUUUCAGCUUUUUUACCUCUCUGCUGAUGUUUUUCCUCUCAUCUUCAAAACUCACCAAAUGGAAAGGAGAGGUGAAGAAACGUCUGGAUUCGGAAUAUAAGGAAGGAGGCCAAAGGAACUGGGUUCAGGUAUUCUGUAAUGGAGCUGUGCCCACGGAGCUGGCCCUGCUGUACAUGAUAGAGAAUGGCCCCGGGGAAGUGCCCAUCGAUUUUUCCAAGCAGCCCACUGCUUCCUGGAUGUGUUUGUCUCUCUUGGCUGCACUGGCCUGCUCUGCUGGUGAUACCUGGGCUUCUGAGGUUGGCCCAGUUCUGAGCAAAAGCUCACCUCGGCUGAUAACGACCUGGGAGAAAGUUCCAGUUGGAACCAACGGAGGCGUCACCGUGGUGGGGCUCACCUCCAGUCUCCUUGGUGGUGCCUGUGUGGGCCUGGCCUACUUCCUCACACAGUUGCUAUUUGUGAAUGAUUUAGACAUCUCCGCUCCCCAGUGGCCCAUAAUUGCAUUUGGAGGUCUGGCCGGGUUAAUAGGAUCAAUUGUGGACUCAUACUUAGGGGCAACAAUGCAGUUUUCUGGUCUGGAUGAAAGCACCGGGCUGGUGGUCAGCAGCCCAGCCCAGGAGACCAAGCACAUCGCGGGGAAGCCCAUCCUGGACAACAACGCCGUGAACCUCUUCUCCUCAGUCUUGGUCGCCCUCUUGCUCCCAACAGCCGCUUCGGGCUUUUGGCCCAGAGAGUGAACUUUCUUUCCUCCCCAACUGGGUGACACUGGUGAGUCCAGCCAAAUUUGCCACGUGAAGAUUUUUUUUCCCCUAGUGAAUAGUUUCACUAGCCUUGGGGAUGCCGGCUCCUCCCGUGUUCCACUGUGGUGGGUUUCCAUGCCUGCCCUUUCAGCUCCUUUCAUGGCGGACGUCUUUGUGGUGAAAGGGGAAAGUGUGUAAAAGUUAUGCACAUUUUUCUUCUGCUGCAUGAAGCUUCUUGAUCGAUGGAGCUGUUACUUCCUCUGUGCUUGUAUGUUGAGCUGAGAGUGUCCAUGGUCUCAGUAAAAUGUUGUUCUGUUCAGCUUCUAAAAACCAAGUGUGUUGACAACGUAAAAUGGGUUCUACUUGUAUAGAGACAUACCACUAUGACAAUUGCCCCAAAGUUAUACCUGCUUCAGUGACGGAACCCCAUACACAUGGAAGCCCAAAGAAGUACACUAACUGGAGCUUUCCCCGUUAUCUGUUUAGUCACAACUGUGAAAAAAUGCAGGCAUUGGUACUCCACAUUUUCUUCCUCUCUCCCAGCGAAUGUCUUUGAAAUACACAUAAGAAUCUGGGUGCCACACUGCCAUGUGGGAUAGUUAAUGAGUCACUGGGAAAAUGGUGUAGUUAUUUUUUAAAUUUACUUUCAUUUGAACUUUGAACUUAAUUUUGCAAGUGCCUGGAAAUGCUGUGAUUUCCCAUCAGGAACCUUCAAAGUCAUGCAUUCCUCUUCUUUGUAGCCUCAGCCUAUGUGGAUUCUGUUUGUGACUGUGUUCUUCACUGUGUCUUACCUUGUACAAAAGAGGUUUUGAAGGAGCUGGUUAUUUUAUUAAAUAUGUCCUAAAAUGUUC
Molecule: messenger RNA, 2490 nt
Organism: Onychomys torridus (southern grasshopper mouse)
Lineage: Eukaryota; Metazoa; Chordata; Mammalia; Rodentia; Cricetidae
Gene: Faabtp
Product: transmembrane protein 19
Exons: 8
Coding region: 626-1636 (336 amino acids)
Cellular component (GO): membrane
Source: RefSeq, a predicted model, not a curated record